Scleropages formosus (Asian bonytongue) is the source of this 4196-nucleotide messenger RNA. RefSeq names its product ankyrin repeat and sterile alpha motif domain containing 6 (gene anks6). Gene Ontology annotation, biological process: innate immune response. The coding region runs from base 819 to 3551 and encodes 910 amino acids. The record is from RefSeq and is a predicted model, not a curated record. Gene Ontology annotation, molecular function: protein binding. Gene Ontology annotation, cellular component: cytoplasm. The transcript is spliced from 16 exons. NCBI's taxonomy places the organism in Eukaryota, Metazoa, Chordata, Actinopteri, Osteoglossiformes, Osteoglossidae.
CCCCGGGACCCCGUAAGCGGUCCAGACAGCGUGUGUGUGUGUGUGUGUGUGUGCGCGGUUAUACUGUUUCUGUGCCUGUGCUGCCGUGACCUUCCCACGUUUCGUAAUGUAAGAAGACAAGGCACUUUGUUACAAAGUCUUUAGUUUCGUAAAGAACUGCAAUUUUAAUUUAGCUGCCAUCUCUGCACAAAGUUAAUGUCGCCGACUGUGUGAAUUUCAUUUCGAGAUGUUCGUUACUAAGGGAUUUUAGCGUAAAAAAAAAAAAUGCAUCAUUGAUUAAAGCCGUAGAAGAACGACUGGGCCUUUCGCAUUUUUACGUGAUGGAUUUUCUUAGAUCACCUCUUGCAAUAUUCGAUAUUUCACCGUACAGCGAUUUAGUCAUUUAUACAGCAAGCUUCUCCUGCGGAACUUUCACGCCACUGUCCGAACGAGAACCCUCCUCGCGCCACUGCGCGUGCUCCUGCUCUUGCUCCUCUUCCCUCAGGCUUACGGUAGGAAGGAGGUGGUCUCGCUGGGUCCCAUCGCUGUCUACGGAGUCGCGCAUGCGCGUGGGGCCGCAGGCGGCGGAUGCCACACUUCCAGGGUGAACUUCGCCUGCACCGCCGGCAGGAAUAUUCUGUCGUAUUUUGGGACGCGAGCGGCUGGCAGACGUGUCGCGUGACUGAGUCGGCGUCACGGGAGCGCGUGUUCGUCGGCGAUGUGCGCUUUUAAUCAUGGGGCCACCGAUAAGCAGUGAUCGCCGAGGGGGGGCCGCAGCCGUCCCGUUACAGCGCGGCGGAUAGUACUGACAUCUUCAAGCUUCACCUUCCCGCGUCGACAUGAUGAGCUACGGCGCGCCGGCGCACGCGCUGCUGCUGCUGCGCGCGUGCGACGAGGGCGACUACGAGAGCGCCAGGCGGAUCCUCGAGCCCGGGGCGAGCGACUGCGGCGGCGGCGGCAGCGCGCAGUGCCGCGGGGAGCGCGAGCCGGACGCGGCCGGGCCCGGGGCCCCGUCGCCCGUCCCCGUGGACUGCGCGGACGAGGAGGGCAACACGCCGCUGCAGUUCGCCGCGGCCGGCGGCCACGAGAAGCUCGCCCGCUUCCUGCUGCGCAAGGGCGCCUCCGUGGAUCGGCGCAAUCACUACGGCUGGAGCGCGCUCAUGCAGGCUGCGAGGUUUGGGCAUGUGAACGUCGCCCACAUCUUGCUGGAGAACGGCGCGGAGAUCAACGCCAAGAACAGGAUGGGAGCCAGCGUCCUGACGGUGGCGGCCAGAGGAGGCCACAUCAACAUGGUCAAGCUUCUGAUGGAGAGCGGUGCCUUCGUGGACGACUACGACCACCUGGACGUCCCCCAGGGCGACGACAACGGGAACAACAACAACGGCAACGGCCACCAGGGGCGGGAGCCGCUGGACAUCACGGCGCUGAUGGCGGCCGCCCAGCACGGGCACGAGGCGCUGGUGCGGCUGCUCCUGGAGUGGGGCGCCGACGUCAACGUGAGCCUGAAGACCACCGGCUGGAGCCCGCUCAUGCUGGCGGUGCUGAGCGGCAAAGUGGGCGUGGCCCAACAGUUGGUGGAGCGCGGCGCCGACCCGGACCGCCUCAACGUGCUCUCCAAGACGGCCUUUGAGAUCGCCCUGCAGCUCAAGCAGAAGGAGGUGAAAAACUACCUGGACUCGAUCACCACGGUGCGCCCACAGCCAGAUGAUGAGAAGAGGCGGCCAGAUGUCUUCAGUGCUCUAAAAUUAGGGAACUCUCAGCUGGUGAGAGAGAUCGUGGACGAGGACCCGGCCCAGGUGAACUCGGCCAACGCGGACGGCGCCUCGCCGCUGAUGAUCGCGGCCGUCAGCGGGCAGCUGGACGUGGUGCGUCUGCUGGUGGAGCGAAGCGCAGACGUGGACAAACAGGACGGCGUCCACGGCUGGACCGCCCUCAUGCAGGCCACCUACCACGGGAACAAAGAUGUUGUGAAGUACCUCUUGAGCCAGGGAGCCGACGUUAAUCUGCGAGCCAAAAACGGAUACACCGCGUUCGAUCUCGUCAUGCUGCUCAACGAUCCGGACACAGAGCUCGUCAGGCUGCUGGCCUCCGUGUGCAUGCAGGUGGACAAAGACAAGGGCAAGCCGAGGACAAGGACCACCCUCGCGCGCUCCAGGAGCCGGCAGUCUCUCAACGUCCCGGUCCCACCGGACGACAAAGGAGGCCUAAAGUCGUGGUGGAGCCGCAUGUCGAACCGGUUCCGGAGACUGAAGCUGACGCGCAGCCUGCGACACGGCCUGUCCGCCAACCGCCUGGCCCCCUUCCCGGACGACCCCGCCGGAGGCGCGGACCCGCUGGACUCGACCAUGAGGGCGGACCGGAGGAGCAGCGGGACCGGGGGCGCCUCGCCGCGGACCCCCAGCGUGGGCAGCAUCGACUUGAGCGCGGCGUGGGGCGCCAAGAACAAAGACAGCGGCCUUGGCAGAAGCAGCACGGAGAAAGAUGACUCUCUAAUAACUACAAUGCUUCGAAACGGCGCCCCCCUCACGAGGCUCCCCAACGACAAGCUGAAGGCGGUGAUCCCGCCCUUCCUCCCCCCGUCGAGCUUCGAGCCGUGGAACUCGGACCGCUCCCGCAUCCUCAAGGAGGGCAAGACGGAGGCGACGCGCCUGGCUAUGCCCCAGCGGCCCAGCAAGGGCAACUUCAACAGCAGCGGCAACUCGGACAUCACCUCCGUGAGCCGCGUGGUGACGCGCUCCAUUAAGUUCCCCAGCAUUACAAAGGGUCCCGCGUCUCCUUCAAACUCCGGCAACUUCAGCUACUCCCCUCAGUCCUCCGGGGGCUCCAACGGGGUGGCCGGGGUGGCCCGGCACGCCGCCGACCCCCACAACCGCUCGGGGGGCAGCGCGGACAACGUUCUCUCCCAGAUUGCGGCGCAGAGGAAGAAGGCCGCGGGCCUGCUCGAGCCGAAGCCGCAGCCCACCGAAACGGCCGCGGCCUCGACCCCUGACGUCGGCCUCCCCGACAUCCACCACGCUCCGAGCCUGGUGGCCGGCAACAUACGCUCCAGGAGGAAAGUCGACCUGAAGAAGAGGCCCCUGUCCGGGAACUCGUCGACCUCGAAGAGCACCUCGCCCACGCUGACCCCGUCCCCGUCCCCCACCCCCAAGCCCCCCGUCGGGGACUGUCCGUCCUCGACGUCCUCGCAGGCUCGCUCCAAGAGCAGCGGAGGCUCCAGCAGCGGAACCAUCACCGACGAGGACGAGUUGUCGAGCAUUCUGAAGAAACUCUCCCUGGAAAAAUACCAGCCCAUCUUUGAAGAACAGGAGGUGGACAUGGAGGCCUUCCUCACGCUGACCGAUGGCGACUUGAAGGAGCUGGGGAUCAAAACGGACGGGCCCCGGCAACAGAUUCUGGCAGCCAUUUCCGAGCUGAACGCCGGAAAGGGCAGGGAGAGGCAGAUUCUGCAGGAAACCAUGCACAACUUCCAGUCUUCGUUCGGGAGCAGCGCCAGUAACCCGCGUCCCCCCGGGUACCCCCGCUCUCCUGCAGGCUGGGUCAGACAACAAGCGCGCAGCACAAACAAAAGGUAGCAGCCGCGGACGAAAACGCGCGUGAAGAGCUGUCGGGACCACCGCGGGCGCAAAGAGGCCGCUUCCGUACCCCGUGGCACCUGCGGCCGGCCGCGCCGCCAGACGGGGCACAAAGUGGUGUGCUGCGGUCUCCUGGAGCGCGAUCGGCUACGGAGGAGCCUUCGUUGUCGACGGCACCGGGGGAGGAGGAGGAGCGUUGGCCUCUUCGGAGAGUCGAAUGAACUUUUUUAGUUUUUUUUUUUAUUUUAUUUUUUUUUAUUUUUUAAAACCCUUGCACCGCUUUGGGACGCCUGCUCGAGUGUGGAAAAGAAGACGGCGCAGUCCUGGGUCUCGGCCCCUGUGCCCUGGCCACGAAUCCGCUGCUCUAACGGAUUCUGUAACGGAUGCACGCCGAGAACCGAGAUCACCAAAGGCCUUCCUGGAAUUUUUAUUCACUCCCUCUUGAGUGAACCUGUCUUUAUAUACCGUAUAUUCCAACAAUGUAUUUAGAUAUAUUGAAUUUUAUUUCUGCCUUUUUGUCACUCUAGUUACUCACAGGUACGCUGUUUAGACAUGUUUAAGCAAAAUUAAAAAUGAUUGCCACGUGAUCAUUACGAAAUGUGAUUUAUGGUCCUCUCAUUAAACAUGUUAGAGAUAUUUGGAAAA